UGAUUCACGCUAUGUUGAUGGUUCAAUCAAUCUAUUAACUUUCAUAAUUAUAAUUUGCUUUGUCGUUUCUCAGUUGAAAAUUGAAAUAUUUUAGCGCCCGAAAAUCAAAAUCAGUGUAGCAAAGUGGAUUUAAUAUAAUGUAUGACUUUUAAACAAGUGCCUUCUUAAGUUCAUUCAAAGUUCGUAAAAAUUACAGUGGUGUCUUACAAAAAUGAAGUGUUAAUUUAUUCAUUUCAUAUAUUCGGUUUGAGUAAAAGUUAAUUACGUAAAAAUGGCUGAAAAGAAAAUCCAAGAAAACCCGUUACCCGAGAGCCAAGGGCCAGAAGUGCUAGAAACACCACAAAUACCAGAACCACCAACACCACAAAUGCAAGAAACAUCAGACAAGAUUAAAGAUGUCCCCACAGCCAUCCCAGUGAAGAUCACCCCUCCCACCCCAGUCACCCCCUCCCCAGUGUCCCGAGUCAGCAUCCCCUCCUUCACCAAGACAGCUCCUAAUGAGCUGUACAGGAAGCUGCUGCCAGCCGUGCUGUUCCUGCUGACGUUUGUCACAGUCAUGACGGUUCUACUCAUCUAUAUGGAUACUGUUGCCCUCGGCGCGCAGCAGUUCCGCCUGAACAUGUCGCGGGACUACGAGCUGGCGCGCAUCCCGGCCGAGUCGCCCACGCUCGUGGCCUACGUGCGGCAGCUGCACCUCGCGCCGCGCCCGCCGCGCACGCCGCCGCCCACGCCCACGCCCACGCCCCGGGUCGAGGCCCUGGACAGGAUACUGGGCGAGAUGUACAAUGGCACUCUGGUAGAGUUUCUUCCUCGAGGUGGCAGGGAUCCUACAGCAGCAUACUUAGAGACAGUCCGUGGGUGGAGCGGGGUGGCUGUCAGGGCUGCGCCGAGGGACUUCUUAGCUCUCAGGGGCGCUGCGAGAGCAUUGCAUGCUUGUCUCAGCCCUACUGAUCAUCCUAGAGAGGUUAGCUACGAGGAAGCAGAGGGCGGCGGCGGCGUGUUCCGCUCGCGCGUGCUGUGCCUGCCGCUGCUGACGGUGCUGCUGGCGGCUGACGCGCCGCGCGCGGACUACACGGCGCUCGCCGGGGCCGCCGCGCCCAAGGCCUUAGCCGCACUGCCCUACGACCGCCUGCGACUGAAGGUGAUUGACUUCCGGUCAACAGAUCCAAUAGCCCUCAACAAAACAACGGAAAUUCUGACGGCUAACAACUACACCGUGGCGGCGACAUUUGAUGAUGGCAUCAUGUACGCUCUCAAAGACUUGACCCACGAGUGAGGUGACCACUCACCAUCUGCCGGCCUAUUUCUAAACAGCGUUUCAGGGUCCAUUCAUGACGAUGCUCGAACAUACUCUUGUCAAUGUAAAAGUAAAACUUAUUUCAAUGUCCUAAAAUUCAAAUUUAAAUACAGUCAUCCAUCUGAACGGACCCUAACUGCAAAAAUCAGUUUUUGAGCUAUCGCCAAAACGUGGGAAUUUAGAGACAUCAGUUUUUUGAAAAUUUCUACUAUUUAGCAAUAGCUCAAAACUAGAUUUUUGCAGUUAACUGCUUUUUUAGAAAUAAGACGAUAUUAUAGUACGCGUCAUAAAAGUUAUAACUUUGAACACGCUUGGAUAUCUCUAUUUUUAGUAAUCUAAAAAAAAAAAACUUCAACUUUCGUGACGCGAGCAAUGAUGCCAACAAAAUGGUUAGUAAUUAUUAAUUAUUUCUAUUUUAAUUAUUUUAGUGUAUCCCUGCAAAUGAAACAAUAUAAACAUUUUUUGUGUUUUAACAAUUUACUAAUUUCAACAAGUAUAGCUUACAAAUACAAAAAAAAAAUGUUUCUAAUCAAAUAGUAAUGGGGACAAUGUUUUAAAUAAUAUUUUUUUUAAAACAAUUCAAUAAAUAAACAAAUGAUAAUUUUAAAAUAAGCAAAACUGAUUUUUAAUUGAAUCUAAGAAAUAAAACCCUGUGACAGCAAUAAGUAUUAGUUUUAUGUAUUAUUAAUAAUUAAUAAUUUUAAUUUGAAUAAUAAUUUUUAUUUUUUUAAUUCAUUUUAAUAGAAAUCAGUAUUUUUUAAUUUUUAAUUAAAAUAAUGGGUAAUUCCUACAUGAUUGUGAUAAUCUUUAAUGAUUGCCUUAUGUAGAGCCACUUUGCACAAUAAUUAGGAAAAUAUACAGUUCUAAUUCAAUUUGUAGAAUAUUAUUAUUAAUAACUUACAAGAAAAGUUGAAAAUAUUCAUACUGAUAAGGUACCACAAAAACGCGUUUUUUUAAAAGUUCGGAAAUAAAAUAUCAGACUACCGCUAGAGGUUAACGAACGUUGCGUAGACAGGCAGUCGAAGGCGGGGCAUUAACCCCAAGUUUUGCGCGCUAUACGUUGCGGGUUUUAAAAACAAAAUCACAAACUAAAAGACGAAUAAAGCAAAUGGUUAUUGAUAUUGGAUUGUGUUUAGAUAGUAUAAUAAUAGCGCUAAGUUUUGGCUAGAGGUCUGAUUUCAGUCUGUAUAAUGGUAGGAGGAUUUCUUGGGGUCAUAAAAAUAGACAAUAAAGACAGUAUGUGAAUAUGGAAGGGGUCAGGUUCCAUUCAAUAUCUAUAAAACCUUAAUUUUUUAUCUGUUUAAUUUUUUUUUUGACUGUGAUAUAGACUUUUUCACGAAUUGAAUUGGAACGAAACAUUUCGACUUUGAAAUAAUAAAUGUAAAAUAAGAUUUAGCGCAAUUUAAAUACCUUUCCCACAUAAAAAUAAAUUUUGAAAAUCUCGCUUUUAAGGUCUUUUAAAUUUUGAAUACUUAUUGAAUUUUUCAAAUCACUGGUAUUAAAAUUAGCGAUUUAUGAGCGAAAUAAAUCUUGUUAAAAUGCACUGUUUACUCUCUUUUUACUUCACUUGAAGACAGCGUAUAAAAUAAAAUAAUUUUAAGAAAUAAGUAUAUAUAUUGUUUCUGAUCCAGUAAAUAAGUAAUUAUAAUUACUAUUGUAAUCUUCAAGAUCUUGCGGUACAAAUUUUUAUCAUACUAAUUGUAAUAAAUAAUAAUAUAUUCUUCAUAAUUCUUAUUAAAUAAUAUUUAUAAUGAAAUUGUGUGAAUUGUCAAUUUACUGUAGAAAAGGUGCUUUCCUACUAGAAAGACGAUGAAUUAUAUUAAAUACGUUUCUGUGUCUAUUCUAGUCUGAAAGUACAUAUUAUUGGAUUAAUAGCGACCAAAAGAUGUAAAAAUGAUCCUUUUUGCCUUGAAAGAGUAGCCAGUAUUGCUUAUUAUAUGUAUGUAUAUAUUUCACAAUUUGAAAUGCCAUUUUAGCGUAUUUGAUGCUAAAAUGGCUUUUCAAAUUAUGAAAAAUAUUUUGAAAUGCCAUUUUAGCAUCAAUUUAUUAGCAAAAUUGUUUUUGAAACUAUAAGUUUUUGUUUAUGUAUACAUUUUAAUGAUUCAAUUUUUAUUAUAAUUACUCGAAAUGUCAUGCCAUUUUAACAUUAUAUGUAUAUUAUUAAUUUUUUCAUGACUUACAAUAUUUAUUCAAUCAUUUUUUUUAUUGAAACUAUAUUUUAACAACACAAAUGCGUAAAACAUGAUUGUGAACUCGACAAGUAUUAUGUAAGUAAAUAAUUUCAUUGUUUUAAAAUUAUUAAUGUUAGUUUUUAAUUCCAUUAUUAUUAAGUAUGAUUUUAACGCCAUUUUACUAUGGAAUCUUUUUAAAUGAUGAAUUACAAUUUAAUUAUAAUAAGGAUGGGGUUCCAUUCCACUCGAAUCGUUUUGAUAUUUUAAUUCCGUCGUAAUGUAAUUGUUAUUGAAAGACUGAUUUAAGAUUAGCUUUUUUAAUUACGUAGAUCGCUUUUGAGAGUCGGUGGAAAGUUUUUCGGAAGUGCUUGAUAUAAGACGAAUGUUGGUAAGACGGUUUUGAUUGCGAAAGUGAUUUGUUAUUGUCACAUGUGCCUAUGUCAAAAAUAAAUUAUUUCUUAGUAAUUAUUUAAUAGAGGGUUUUCUAGAAUUCGUAAAAUCCACGUCCACUGUUAGUUUUAAGUUUGCUAACUAUUAAAUUAAUUAUAAAUUGCGAUACGAACGCAUCUGCGGCAGUGCGCUGGUUGCUUUCAAAGUCUUAAAGAGUAUUAUUUUGUUCUAGUGGGUGACGGGAGUGUAUUACAUUACAAUAAAUUAUUAUCGAUUUAACUAAAAAAGUACGAAUAAUUCGUGAAAUGUUAUGACGUCUCAUUUAUGUAUUUAAUACUGCGAUAAUAAGCGAGCAUUUUGACGUUUGGUAAAAAUUUGCUGGUGUGAUUGAAUCUGUGGUAUUACCAUAUUAUAAUAAACAUUCGCCUUUUAUAAAGCACCCCUUCAAAAUUCGACACCGUCUCUCAAGCUAUUUUGACAUGAACAAAAUUCAUCUCAUAUAUUUUAAUGAAUUUUAUUUUAAUAAUUAAUAAUUAAAGUAUUUUUUUUUCAAUUUUAAUGUAAUUUCAUUUAAUUAUAAUUAUUUGUAAGCGAUAAUUUGACAAUGAGGAAUGUAUUAAUAAGUUUUAAGCUUUAGUAAGAUUUCACUAGAUUUAGUUUUAUAUGCGCUCAAUUUUUUCACAAAUUAAAUGGCUUUAAAUUGAA
Maniola jurtina (meadow brown) is the source of this 4563-nucleotide messenger RNA. It is a transcript of the gene S, whose product is annotated as protein Star. The record is from RefSeq and is a predicted model, not a curated record. The transcript has 6 exons. Bases 272 to 1276 code for a protein of 334 amino acids. NCBI's taxonomy places the organism in Eukaryota, Metazoa, Arthropoda, Insecta, Lepidoptera, Nymphalidae.